Molecule: messenger RNA, 252 nt
Organism: Paramecium tetraurelia
Lineage: Eukaryota; Ciliophora; Oligohymenophorea; Peniculida; Parameciidae
Exons: 2
Biological process (GO): peptidyl-L-cysteine S-palmitoylation; protein targeting to membrane
Cellular component (GO): endoplasmic reticulum; Golgi apparatus
Molecular function (GO): protein-cysteine S-palmitoyltransferase activity
Source: RefSeq, a predicted model, not a curated record
AUGUAUGAAAAUUAUAAAUUGGAAUCUUACUGCGAUAUUUGUGAAGCCUAUGUGAAAGAAAAUACAAAGCAUUGUAAACAUUGUAAUAGAUGUUGUCAAGAUUUUGAUCAUCAUUGUAAAUGGGUAAAUAAUUGCAUUGGGGAUUUAAAUUAUAAAAUUUUUAUGAUGAUGGUAACGUCAACCAUGUUACAAUUUAUAUACACACUGGAUUGUUUAUAUCAGAAUUAUAAUAUUAUAUAAUACAUAGAAUGA